AUGGCUUCCUCGGAACGUACAUUGCUUCCUAAUGACAUAAUCGAAGAAAUAUUUUGUAGGAUUCCAAUCGAAUACCUAACACAAUUCAAACCAACGUGCAAACAAUGGCAUGCUCUCUUGAAAGACAAGAGGUUCAUCAACAAGUACUUGGAUCUUGUCCAAGAAAGAUUCAUAAGAAUCGACCAAACGGUCCAAAUCAUCGAUCCCGUGAACAAAGCUCGCUCAUCUUCACCAAUCCCGGACGAGUUUCUUAUUUUAUCUGAGAUCUCGACUAUGGUUCAUUGCGACGGACUAUUGCUAUGUAGAUGCAACAAAACAAGAUCAAGAAACUGCAAGCUCGCAGUUUGGAAUCCGUUCUUGAAACGUAUCAAAUGGAUCAAACCGAUGGAUUUUUGCUCUAGUAAUGAUUCCUACGGUAUUGGAUACAACAAGAAUAUAUCUCCUGAUGAUGAUGGAUACAAGAUCUUACGGCUUUUCGACGGUGGGCUUGAAGACGACGAGAGACAAAUGUUUGGAUCUUGCAAGCCAGCGGUUCAGAUAUAUGAUUUCAAAUCUGAUUCUUGGAGAGUUCUUGAUAACGAUGACGUUGCUACGUUGGAUUGGUCUAUUGAUCCACCUUGCAAAGGCGUCUCCGUGAAAGGAAACAUGUAUUGGGUCGCACAUUGGAACAAGAGACCCGAAAUGUUCAUCCAAAGUUUCGAUUUCACCACGGAAACAUUCAAGCUCGUUACCAACGUUCCAUUCCCAUGCAAUGUCUUGGAUACAGCAGCGUUGUCGAGUUUCCGAGGAGAUAGACUCUCUCUAUUACAUCAACGUGGAGAAGAAACAACCAAGAUUGAAGUUUGGAUCACAAACAAAGUCAAUGAAGACGAGGUUGUGUUUUGGACCAAGUACUUAAACGUAACUAAUCCAAAUCUCCCAAAGUUACACACCGAUCAAGAACUUACUUAUCCUUGUUACUUCAUCGACAAGAACGAUAGUAUCAUGGUUUGGUGCGAGCAAGAGAUUGAUGACGAAGCAGAUCACGUUUGCGUUAGCGUUUACGAGAUUAGUAAAAACGGUAACGUUUGGAAACAAACUGACGCAGGACAAUGUGAUCUAGGUAGUAACAACGAUAGAGUUUUUGUCUGCGGCUAUGUAUACGUUCCAAGUCUUGUACCGGUUCCAGAGUAA
Messenger RNA from Microthlaspi erraticum, 1173 nucleotides. NCBI's taxonomy places the organism in Eukaryota, Viridiplantae, Streptophyta, Magnoliopsida, Brassicales, Brassicaceae. The record is from the annotation of a GenBank genome assembly.